Messenger RNA from Aegilops tauschii subsp. strangulata, 543 nucleotides. Lineage: Eukaryota; Viridiplantae; Streptophyta; Magnoliopsida; Poales; Poaceae. The record is from RefSeq and is a predicted model, not a curated record.
AUGUCCAGUCGCCGUCCCUCCGCGAACCACACGCCGUCACCUGUCUUGGCCGCCGUCCCCGCCGCAGCGGCCCGCCGGGCCCAGGCGCGGCCCGCCCAGGCCCGCGCCGCUGCCCGUCGCCAGCGUGUUGUGCUCCGCCGCCCGCACCUCACCGCCUCGCGCCUCGUCCCCGCCGCCGGCUGCCCCGGACCCCGCCGCCUCCGCGCACGCCUCCCACGCCGGCGCCCGAGCCCGCGGCCCGUCGCCCGCCGGAGUGCGCCGCCCGCCCCGCCGCCGGAGCGCGCCUCCACGCCGGAGCUCCGCCGUCGCCUCGCCCCGUCGACCACCUCCCACGGUGCCGUCGUCCCGUUCGCCGGCGAGCCGCGCCGCCCCUCCGGCCUCCUCCCUCCUCUCCCCGCCGGCGCGCCUCUGCCGCCGUCCUCCGGCCCGAGCCGGCCCGAGUUCGGCCGAUCUGGAUCCGGUGAGAUCCCCCGAGCGUUGACUUUCUCGCCCCCCUUUUUUUUCUCCAAGUCUGGAUUUCUCUCAUCAUGUGCUCAUGUUUGA